AUGACACUUCCUGAAACAAAUAAAACGUAUAUUAACUGGAAAGAUUACAUCUUUUUUAGGGAUUAUUUGGAAAGAUUGAAAACAAUUAAAAAAAAUUCUAACGAUAUUGAUAAUUUCAUUAAGCACAAAUCAGUUCCCCUAUAUGAUGUAGAACGCCAUAAUUUUAUUAAUAUUUGUCAUGAAAUAAGAGAACUUUUUAGGAUUAUGUCUUCUAAUGAUACUUAUGACAACAGAAAAUGUUGUAACUAUAUUAACUACUAUAUUAGACACCAAAUUAAAGAGAAUUUUCCUACAAAAGAAUAUGAAAUUUUUGAACACUUUAAGAAUUAUGUUGAAAGUAAUAUAAAAGAUCAAUCUUAUAAAAAAUGUGUGCCGGAAAUAAAAUAUAUAGGAGAAGCAGAAUUUGAUAAAAUGAAUGAAUUAAUUGAGCUAUAUGAUCAUUAUGAAACCAAUUUAUAUCCGACUUCAGUAGAUAAUAAUGGUCCUUCUAUUGAUUGUAAAGAUUUAAAUGAUUUCAUUGAAGAUUAUAAUGAAAAAGUCCAAAAACAUAUGGAUGAUAUACCUUUCCACAAAGAAUUAAAUAAUCUCAGAUGCUCAAUUGAAAAUAAUGAGUUAUUCAAUGAUAAUUGCGAAAGUACUUUAAGAGGAAUAUCAAAAAAUGAACAUUAUCCAUCUGAGAUAAAACAUUGUGAUGAAUCUCUAGAAAAAGAAUAUUUAAAGAAAUACACAAAACCCACUUAUUCGUACUUUAGUACAAACACAUAUAUUCAACCUACUAAUAUGAAAGAUAUAAUAGCAAUUACACUUAGUAGUUUUACUACAGCAAGAAAUUAUUUACGAAAUCGCUUUCCAAGAAUGAGAAGAAUGAAUAGAAAUAAAAAAGAGGAAACAUACCAACAUGAAAUGUAUAACAGAAAACAUUAUCAUAGGGAUUUGAAAGAAAAAUGUUAUAAUGUAUUAUAUGUUUCAGAAAGAAAAUACUAA
Messenger RNA from Plasmodium gonderi, 984 nucleotides. RefSeq names its product variable surface protein. The record is from RefSeq and is a predicted model, not a curated record. The coding region runs from base 1 to 984 and encodes 327 amino acids. NCBI's taxonomy places the organism in Eukaryota, Apicomplexa, Aconoidasida, Haemosporida, Plasmodiidae. The transcript is spliced from 3 exons.